Messenger RNA from Prosopis cineraria, 725 nucleotides. RefSeq names its product putative RING-H2 finger protein ATL71. The coding region runs from base 60 to 497 and encodes 145 amino acids. The transcript has a single exon. The record is from RefSeq and is a predicted model, not a curated record. NCBI's taxonomy places the organism in Eukaryota, Viridiplantae, Streptophyta, Magnoliopsida, Fabales, Fabaceae.
UUAUAAUAAAAACCUUCAGCUCCAUCAGCUAGCUUUAGUAUUAUUACCAGAAUCUGACGAUGAGAUUCUCUUUCGUGUUUGGUGUGAUCUUCUUUCUCUUAACCCUACUUUUAGCUUGUGAUCGCCUUCGAAGGUACUGGUCUUGUUCAAAUUCUCGGGCCGUCGGAGAAGAAAGCAGCUCCGAUGGCGUCGUCGACGUCACUGAUCAUGAAAGCAGUUUACAAAGAAACUCCAAGCCGCUUUUUUACUCAGAGGCGAAAAAGAUCAGUUUCUUCAAUCCUUUUUCUUCUGCUUCUUCUUCUUGUUCUUCAUGUUGUUCAAUCUGCUUCAUGGAUUAUAAAGAAACUGAUAAGUUGAGAUUGCUUCCUGAUUGUGGCCAUCUUUAUCACCUUCACUGCGUUGAUUCAUGGCUCAAGUUAAACCCUACUUGUCCCUUGUGUCGAACUUCUUCUUCUGUAGUUUCUACGCGGGACACAGCGAUCAUCAGUGUUGCUUAGAAGAUUAGGUUCGUUGAACAGAUCAAAAUCACGAGGCGAUGAACACAAAUAUAGAUUCUGUCUAAUUCAAAAUUAGACGAUGCAGCUUUAUCAUUAUUUCAUUUUUAUUUUCUCAGUGAUGAUAUUAGUGUUGUUUAAUUAAUAGAGUAGGUGAUUUUGGACAAAGGAAAUCACCUGUGUGUUUGAGUAACACAAUGAAAGUGUUCUCCGAUCUAACAAAUUUUUAAA